This is a messenger RNA of Nelumbo nucifera (sacred lotus), 375 nucleotides long. The record is from RefSeq and is a predicted model, not a curated record. Lineage: Eukaryota; Viridiplantae; Streptophyta; Magnoliopsida; Proteales; Nelumbonaceae.
AUGCUUCUAACCGGGGAUGAUCAUGAUGGGAUUUGUGAGCUAAAGUCCUUACUUCAUAACUCAUUUCACAAGAAGGACUUGGGUCCUCUUACUUACUUCUUGGGUUUGGAGGUCCAUCGUAGCAGUCGAGGGCAUUUCAUUUGUCAACAAAAAUACACCUCUGAUCUCGUCAAAUUAGCURGAAUUACUGAUGAGAAACAUGUUGAUACUUCCUUGGAGUUGAAUGUCAAACUAUCUAAAUCCAAAGGCCUCCUCCUUCCUGAUGCUACUUUGUACCAUCAGCUUGCUGGCUCUCUGAUCUAUCGCACUAUGAUCAGGCCUAAUAUUUCACAUGCUAUUCAGGUUGCUAGUCAAUUUGUCUCUGCCCCGCGGUAA